CGAGCGUAUUUGGUAACUUUUUAUUUAUAUGUAUUUAAAUGGGAAUUUCCACUUGUAUGGUUGUUGUAUUUUGAUGUAAUCGAAAUAUGUAACAUUUAGUAAUCGAUGAGCGGUGAUGCAUUGGAAGAACUUUUGGUAUGUGAGGGAUGGCCAAUUAAAGGAAAACAAUUGAGUGAUUUUAUUGGUGAACCAAUUUCACGAAUACAGGAUGUUAAUCAGUUGAAGAAACAACUUCUUGAUGCUGAUAUACGUGAAUAUGCUUUCCCGUUGCUUUCAGACCGUAUCGACAAACAAUUAGGUGAAUUCAAGGGACCUCUAGUCGUUCAAAUUGUAAAGCAACGCAAUGUUUCAUAUUCAAAGUAUAGUGAAGUAACGCAUACGGAUGGUCUUAUCAAGAUUAAACUAAGUGAUGGUUUUUCCAGCAUUCAUGCAUUGCUGUUUCAGCCUAUACCAAAGUUGAACGCAGAAACGCCACCGGGCACAAAAGUUUGUUUGAUUGGGAAAAUUCCAAUCGAAAAUGGAAUGUUGCUAAUCAAUGGAACUAACUGUCAAGUAUUAGGUGGCCAUGUUGAAAAGAUGGUCGAGAAAUGGAAUAUGGAAAGGAACUGGCGACAGAAACUAGUACGAACCACUGAAAGCAAUGCACCGAAAUGGGUUCAAUUUUCCAAACAGCGAUUGUCACAGUCAUCUCUUCCGGUUAAUGCCAAUAAUAAGAUGUUUCGAGCCAAUGAUAUAAUCAAUGGAUUAAACAAAAGAAUGACUGAUGAGCGUAGUGAUGAUUUCAAUGCUGCUAGAAAAGCUCAAAUUGAGCAGGUUGUCGAAAAUAAUGCUAUAAAGAAAUUUGCUCGAAGUCAGUUAAAGCCGAAAUCAUUAGAGAAUUCUGCAUCGACCUCUUCUAACAACAGCAACAAGAAAGAUCCGAUGGCAAAAGGCAAACCUGAUAUGGGAAAUACAAACCAGCGUUUUAUCCGUGAUGACAGAAAAAAUUUAUCGCCGGUUCAUCGAUCAUCGAAUCUUCCCACUCUAUAUGACUUUGUGCAGACGAAAGUUUCCAUCCCUGAUGAGUCUCCUGGACAACAAUAUCAUAGUAACAUGGAGGAUGCCGAAAUUCAAGGAAUGGAUCGACCACGAAAGGGCAAAUUUAAUGAGAGAGAAUUAUCGGCAUUGAGCCUUUCUGUGGUUGAUAAUGGACCAACAAAUGAUAAAGAUUAUAAUAUUCCACAACAAACUGUAUUUUUUGGAACUAGAAAUCCUGGUUAUCAGCAGAAUAUAGUUUAUCGGCCAAUGUACGAACAACAGCAACAACAGCAGCAACCUUUCAGUAAUAUAGUAAUGAACAGUGGGAUGCCACCGGUUUGGAAAAUUGGCGACAAGUGCCUCGCGCCGUGGAGUGAUGGCCAAUUUUAUCCAUCAACAUUGAUAGCAAUGGGUCCAGCUGAUAUGUGUACCAUUGAAUAUGAUGAAUACGGAAAUAGAAGCAGUGUGCCUGUUGGAGUACUUCUUCCAUUCCAAACAUUUUGA
Molecule: messenger RNA, 1521 nt
Organism: Loa loa (African eye worm)
Lineage: Eukaryota; Metazoa; Nematoda; Chromadorea; Rhabditida; Onchocercidae
Exons: 11
Coding region: 106-1521 (471 amino acids)
Cellular component (GO): nucleus
Source: RefSeq, a predicted model, not a curated record